AUGACCCGGAGUCAAGGGUUUGAUGUCACCGUUGACACGGACCGGAAAUCAUCACUACUUGCUGAGAUGGUCCGCUUAAACCGUAUCCUAUUACAGAUCAAUGAUUUCAACAUUCGUGCAUCCGAAGAGGAAUUAGACCCUGAGGCUAUCAUCAGCAACAUUGAACAUCUUUCAGGUCAGCUUGACGUGUGGCUUGAGGAACUUCCAGAUCAUAUACGGGACACCCGGGAGAAUAUGGCGCGGUAUGCCGCCCAAGGUCUCGGGCGCAUUUUCGCGGCCAUUUACCUUGGUUAUUAUCACUAUGGCCAGAUGUUGUUCUACCGAUUCCUACAUGACGACUCCAACGGAUUUAAUACACAGGCGCGAUACUACGCAGAUAAAUGCAAACAGCAUGCUAGCAGUUUAUGCGACAUAGUCUAUGCUUCUGAUGAAGAACCGGGCUGCGAUGUCAAGUAUAACAUGAUCGGGCACGUACUUGUCAUUUCUUCCACCGUGCAGAUUCACAGCUUGCUGUUCGACUCUGACGUCUCCAAUGUCACACUGGCGAAGAUGCGUUUGGAAAAAAACUUCUGUGUCCUCACUCGCCUCCGAGACCUUUGGCCGACUUUGGACUUUUGCAUGGACCGUUUAAUGGCUUUCCACGAAGCGUGCAGGAAUUCUGCAGAUACUAGCUUCCGUAUGGACCGGUGGAUGGUACGCUUUCUGGUUGAGUUUGCCAGUCCGGUGAGUGACAGAGCAUCGAGAUCUAACGGGGAGAAUCCGUGGUCCCUUGCUGGUCUGGGCAUCACUCCGCCCGACAUGAGCCCGAUCUGCCCAUGA
Messenger RNA from Penicillium atrosanguineum, 819 nucleotides. Its product is annotated as fungal specific transcription factor domain-containing protein. The record is from RefSeq and is a predicted model, not a curated record. Gene Ontology annotation, cellular component: nucleus. NCBI's taxonomy places the organism in Eukaryota, Fungi, Ascomycota, Eurotiomycetes, Eurotiales, Aspergillaceae. The transcript has a single exon. Bases 1 to 819 code for a protein of 272 amino acids.